UAUAUAGAACCAUAGAAACGAAAGCGAAAUAAUAUCGGAUUGAAAUCUAUUGACCUGUGUUUGACAUCAAUAGAAGUGAAAAUGCGACAUUGACAUCCGAAAAGUCGAAUUAACAAAAGAAAAUCCAUCCAAAGUAAGGAGAAUCAAUUAGAACAAUGGAACAGUUGGCUCAUUUCGUGACGAAAUCCUUCGAGUACAACAACAGUCGAGUGUUGGACAUCCUCGACAUGAGAACCAUCGGCAGCGGGGGUGGAAACAGUCGGGCUGGAUUGGGAGAGGAUUUCCACAGUCGAAGCUCCGACCCGGAACUGAUGUCGAACAACAGCAGUAGUGUUGCUAGUGUUGGUGAAAAUGGCGACCUCGAGGAGGAAAUCCACAGCCACACGUUGGCACAGAGACAGAACUCGGUGGGGUCAGGCGGUGGGGAGAAUGACGAUGAGGAAUCGAUCGAUAUCGAAAUUACGGACUUGUCGUACAGUAGUGCUGGUGGAGCUAAUGCCAUGAUGAAUGGUGUCGGCGAGAGCGAUAGAGUCAAACCGAUUUCCUCGGUAUCUUCGUCGGUGGUUGUGAAAAAUGCAUUCGGUUCCGGAAAUGGAAGCGAUAAUAAUAAUGACAGUGUCAUCAGCAACAGAAAUGAAACUAGUGUUAUUCGAAAGCAUGAUAAUAAGUUGCUGAUGAUUGGACGUGAUAAUUCAAAAGAUGAAGAAAUGGAGUUAACUAGAACAUCCAUUACAAAUAAGAAGCAUGUUCCAAAGAAUUGGUUGAUUGCUGACUUGGUGGAGGAAAAACAAGACAAACAUCCCAAAGCAAAACAAGACGUUGCCUUAAACCUGGUCCGUUCGGAGACCGAACCCAGCUACAAAUCAUCCGACAUGAGUUUGCUAGUCCGACCGAAACCCGCCUCCGAACUGCUGAAACAAAGCGUAGAUCUAAUCAACGGCGGUGGUCACAGCUACCCUCCACAACCACUGACACCUAUCCCGCCACCCGCACAAGGGGGCAGCGAGCACGACGGCAACGGUUACCAUCAUCCAUCGCAUCGCACUCACACUGGCAACCACACCGACAACGAUUCCGACACAGCACCUACCACUCGGCAAAUUGCUAACCGUUCUUCAGGAAGCGCGGAUUAA
Messenger RNA from Aedes aegypti (yellow fever mosquito), 1133 nucleotides. RefSeq lists its product as uncharacterized. NCBI's taxonomy places the organism in Eukaryota, Metazoa, Arthropoda, Insecta, Diptera, Culicidae. The record is from RefSeq and is a predicted model, not a curated record. The transcript has 3 exons. The coding region runs from base 156 to 1133 and encodes 325 amino acids.